AUGUCCAGGACUGUUUGUGCUUUGUGUACAAGUUAUGCGGCUGUAAAGGGACAUCAAAAUCGUAGUAGAGGCGUAUUGAAAUUGAACAAUGUUGGUGCACCAUGGGAGAGGAUAGCCAUUGACAUUGCGGGGCCGUUUCCGGAAAGUGAAAGUGGUAACAAAUAUUUCAUGGUUGUGAUGGAUUACUUCACUAAGUGGCCGGAAGUCUUCGCCAUUCCAAAUCAUAAAUGUUCAACAGUUGUAGAUAAACUAGUUCAUGAAGUCUUCUGUCGUUUAGGAGUACCUUUAGAGAUUCACAGCGAUAGAGGAAGGAAUUUUGAGUCUCAAAUAUUCCAGGAAACUUGCCGAGUUAUGGGUACUGAUAAAACACGGACAACUUCUUACCACCCACAAUCUGAAUAG
Molecule: messenger RNA, 402 nt
Organism: Parnassius mnemosyne (clouded apollo)
Lineage: Eukaryota; Metazoa; Arthropoda; Insecta; Lepidoptera; Papilionidae
Source: the annotation of a GenBank genome assembly